AUGGCAGUCAGCUGGUGGUACCAGCUUAUAUCAUUACAACUGUUUGCAAAAGAUCUUGCAAAUUCUAUUCAGAGGGGAAGUUUGGACUGGGAAAGAGCUUUGCGUUGUAUAAGACAUGCUCUUCGUACUACUCCAUCACCUGACUGGUGGAAGCGUGUGCUCGUUGUGGCUCCUUGCUAUAGGAAUCCUGCUCAUGGGCCUACACCUGGUGCUGUUUUCACUUCUAGUAUGAUUUGUGAGGCAACUAUUGAUAGAAUUGUGGAACUGUUGAAGCUGACAAAUUCAGGCAAUUAUUUCUUCCUUUGGUUUUUGCACUUUCUUCUAUUCUUAUAUAAUGCACUCAAGGAUCGCUUACUCUUCAUGAUGUUUCUUCAUCGACUGCCUGGUAGGAUUGUUCAAGUUGGGUGCAUUGAUUUUAUUGAUUUUGUGGACAAACUGGUUUCAAGGCUAAUAGAGGGUGAUCAGCAUAUUGUUCGAACGAAUCAUGUUACUUGGCUGUUUGCACAAAUUAUUCGGAUUGAGCUUGUGAUGAAUGCAUUAAACACAGAUGCUAGAAAGGAUUGUGGUUUAGUCAUGAAGUUUUUGGUGCUUGAUUUUCAACCUGUCACACUCAAUCUUGGGCAUUGCAAUUUUGCUGGCAGAGAAAAGAAAGAAGGUUGCAACAGAAGUUUAUGGUGCAAUAAGGGUGAGCUCACGAGGGAUCGGAUGUUGGAUUACAUGAAUAUGGAUGACAGAUCAAUUGGAAUGUUUUGGGUUGUGUCCUACACCAUGGCUCAGCCAGCUUCUGAAACAGUGGUGAACUGGUUGUCCUCAGCUGGAGUUUCUGAAUUGUUAACUGGAACAAAUAUGCAGUCUAAUGAGAGAUUAACGGUGAUGAGGGAAGUAAGCCCUUUGCCUAUGUCACUAUUAUCUGGACUUUCCAUGAACCUGUGUUUAAAGUUGGUGUUUCAAAUGGAAGAUUCUUUAUUUGCCGGGCAGGUUGUUCCCAACAUUGCAAUGGUUGAAACAUAUUGUCGCUUGCUGCUCAUUGCACCUCACUCACUGUUUCGUUCACACUUCAGUGUAUUUCUCUUUACCCUUGCUUCUGGAAGUAACAUCUGCCAACUCCUUCCUGUGAAGCUAUUCUUUUUCCUUGAAACCAGUGAUAAUUUUGCUCAAUGUAUUGAAAUUGAUGAGGUAUCAAGGGAAAAGCAAAACCUUGAUGGGCCCACUGAAUUUACUGAAACUUUGAAUCGUGUAACUAUAGUCAGUCUUGCCAUCAUCAUAAAAACUCGUGGAAUUGCUGAUGCUGAUCACAUGCUUUAUCUUCAAACUAUUUUAGAACCGAUAUUGGCAACCAGCCAACACACAUGGUCAAAAAAAACAUUAAGCUACUUCCCUCCUCUACUUCGUGAUGCUUUGAUUGGAAGAAUAGAUAAAAGGGGUUUGACUAUUCAAGCUUGGCAACAGGCUGAAACAACAGUGAUUAACCAAUGUACCCAGCUGCUCUCUCCGUCAGCUGAUCCUCCUUAUGUUAUGACAUAUAUCAAUCAUAGUUUCCCCCAACACCGACAAUAUCUAUGUGCUGGUGCAUGGAUACUGAUGCAGGGACACCCUGAAAACAUUAAUAGUGGAAAUCUGGCACGUGUUUUGAGGGAAAUUUCCCCUGAAGAAGUGACAGCGAAUAUAUACACAAUGGUGGAUGUUCUGCUUCAUCACAUUCACGUGGAACUUCAGCAUGGGCAUUCCUUACAGGACCUUUUAUUGAAAACUUGUGCAAACUUGGCCUUCUUUGUUUGGACUCAUGAGUUGCUCCCAUUGGAUAUUUUGCUUCUGGCACUUACUGACCGUGAUGAUGAUCCCCAUGCUUUGCAUAUUGUGAUUAGCUUGCUUGAUAGGCAGGAACUUCAAUCAAGAGUGAAACUAUUUUGUAUGAAUCGUGGGCCUCCUGAGCAUUGGAUUUACUCAGGACUGUUCAAACGACUCGAAUUGCCAAAGGCACUUGGAAAUCAUCUAUCAUGGAAGGACAGAGGUACCACUAAAGACACCAAUAGCCUUUGGUGUUAUCCUGGAGUGAAGGAUCAAAGACAUGCUAAGAAUACAAUCUUGUCUCAAAUCAGGAGGGAGGACAGUGUUAUCCUGGAAGAUUCUGGAGUCAUGCUCACCCCAUAUGAUCCCAAAAGAAGUGACAGUGUCAAGAAAGCUUAUCCAUCUUGGUAUCCCACAUUUUUUGAUGACAUUGCAGCACGCUUGCUUCCAGUCAUCCCAUUAAUUGUUUAUAGACUUAUUGAGAAUGAUGCCAUAGAUUCAGCAGAUAGAGUUCUGGCCAUGUAUUCUCCACUUUUGGCUUAUCACCCCUUAAGAUUCACAUUUGUUCGUGAUAUACUUGCCUACUUCUAUGGCCAUCUUCCUGGAAAGCUCGUUGUGCGGAUACUGAAUGUACUUGAUCUCAAUAAGAUCCCAUUUUCCGAGUCAUUCCCACAGCACAUUAGUUCACCGAACCCUGUUAUCUGCCCGCCCCCAGAGUAUUUUGCAACACUUUUGUUAGGGCUUGUGAAUAAUGUGAUACCCCCAUUAAAUACCAACUCCAAGUAUGGAUCAGUCGGAGAUGCUUCAAAUAAUUCAGGGCGCAAUCCACAUACCAAGACUUCAGCAGCCUCUCAGUCUGGACCAACGAGUGCUUCUGAGGGUCAAAAGGCAUUCUAUCAAAUCCAGGAUCCUGGAACUCAUACACAACUGGUUCUUGAAACAGCGGUCAUAGAAUUACUCUCACUUCCAAUAACUGCAUCACAAAUUAUCCCCUCUCUAGUUCAGAUUGUUGUUAAUAUACAGCCGACUCUAAUUCAAUCAAGCAACGGAGUUCCAAAUGGUUUGGGACAAGGAUCAGUUUUGCCAACGUCGCCUUCUGGGGGAAGUUCUGAUUCACUAGGUGGAAGCAGAUCAACCCCUUCGGUUUCAGGAAUCAAUACUUCAAAUUUUGUUUUACGAAGCGGUUACACCUGCCAACAACUAUCUUGCUUGUUGAUCCAAGCUUGUGGUCUCUUACUAGCUCAGCUCCCUCCUGAUUUUCAUGUUCAACUUUAUAUGGAGGCAUCACGUAUUAUAAAAGAGAGUUGGUGGCUUACUGAUGGCCAAAGGUCCCUUGGGGAGUUAGACUCUGCUGUUGGCUAUGCUUUGUUGGAUCCAACAUGGGCUGCUCAGGACAACACCUCAACAGCCAUUGGUAACAUAAUUGCCCUGCUACAUUCGUUCUUUAGUAACCUCCCACAGGAAUGGCUGGAAGGAACGCAUGUUAUCAUUAAACAUCUCAGGCCAAUAACAUCAGUUGCAAUGUUGAGGAUAGCAUUCCGUAUAAUGGGUCCAUUGCUCCCAAGACUUGCUAAUGCCCACACACUCUUCAAUAAGACCCUCUCAAUGCUUUUAAAUACAAUGGUCGAUGUUUUUGGGAGGAAUUCACAGACAUCAACUGCUGUUGAAGCAUCAGAAAUUGCAGAUCUCAUUUACUUUCUCCAUCAUAUUGUCCAUUAUGAAGGGCAGGGAGGUCCUGUCCAGCCCAACAGCAAGCCUAAAGCAGAGGUUCUUGCCCUUUGUGGGAGGGCAGCAGAAAGUCUACGUCCAGAUUUACAACAUCUUCUUUCCCAUUUGAAACCUGAUUUGAAUUCUUCAAUAUAUGCUGCCACUCAUCCAAAGCUGGUCCAGAAUCCCUCAUGA
Messenger RNA from Dovyalis caffra, 3690 nucleotides. The record is from the annotation of a GenBank genome assembly. NCBI's taxonomy places the organism in Eukaryota, Viridiplantae, Streptophyta, Magnoliopsida, Malpighiales, Salicaceae.